Molecule: messenger RNA, 965 nt
Organism: Fusarium vanettenii 77-13-4
Lineage: Eukaryota; Fungi; Ascomycota; Sordariomycetes; Hypocreales; Nectriaceae
Exons: 1
Coding region: 141-764 (207 amino acids)
Cellular component (GO): mitochondrial large ribosomal subunit
Molecular function (GO): structural constituent of ribosome
Source: RefSeq, a predicted model, not a curated record
GUCAAUUGCCGCGGCCAAUCGCCCUCAGCCCGGUUAACGAGGCUCUUGUGAGAAGUUGUCAUCCUCGUCAAUCCUGUCACUACUUCUCCUUCCUACCACUCGUCUCGACUCCCCGACGACACUCGACUUCAUCGGCCACAAUGGAGUUCCGAAGCCUCGCCCGACCAGCCGCUCGGCUGCUCAAGUCCCCUGCCUCAGGGCUCCCUCUCAUUCCUAGCCGUGGCCACAAGACGACGGCUCGAACGAAGCGGUCACUCAAGAUUGCCCCUCACGAAUCCUUCCAACCCGACCGAAAGACCGCCUUUCCCGCCGCCGACUCUAUCAUCUACAACCCCCCCGCCUCCGAGGCUUCUCCCCUCCACACGCCAUUCCUCUUCCUCCCUCCCAAUGAUGCGCGCCGAGCUGCCAUCACACGCCUUCGACACACUCCCGGCUCACCUGUGGCCCCUCCCGCCGAAGGCAAACUACCUCCAAAAAUGAACUAUCCUCGCCGAGACCCCAACUACAACCUCAAGGCUACCGAUAUUCAAGAAAUGAAGAGACUACGGGCGGAGGACCCUGUGACCUGGAGUGUCAACAAGCUUGCCGAGAAGUUUGGUUGCUCAACAAUCUUUGUCAAGAUGGCUGCGCCGGCACCUGCGGGACAUCUCAAAGCCCUUCAGGCCAAGCAAGAGCGGAGGGAGGCCAGGUGGGGUGCUAUCCGGACCAAAGCAAGGGAGGACCGCAAGCGGAGGACAGAGAUGCUUUACCGCGGCGAGUUGUAGAGAAAUUAUUACCGAAUACGCCAUCAAGGGCAGCGCGGCGCAGCAUAGGUGGAACGGACCUGUACAAACAUACGAGACCGUCCGGGGCACGUGUAGGAUUAUGUGUGGCGUGAGGAAGCAUGGAGAGAUGCGGAUCUUUUGGAGCCCGGGCCGCAUGGGCAAAAUCACUUUGUAUAACUGCCAAAUACCAAGAACUCCCCC